AGGUGACGUGUUAAAUAAACUGACAGCCAGUUUUGCCGAUCUAUGCUUCUCUAAGACUGCAGACAGUCGAUAAGUUGUCAAAAAAUGGAGUUCGCAACGAGACUAUUUUUAUUGUGUGUUUAUAGUGUUAUUAUUUUAGAAGCUUACGGAUAUCAAAUAUAUUAUUUAGAAGACGCAAAUGUCUGCUCCUCGGCCAAGCGGACAAUUAAAAUGAACUCGAGAAGUACGGCUCUGCUGAUACAACUUUCAAAAUAUCCUCAUGUCACUGAAUUGGCAAUUGACUGCCAUUUAGAAAUUGAAGCCCCCAAAAACCAGGGCUUGCAGGUUGUUGUUGAAGACAUCAACCUCAGGAGAAAUCCUCUGGAUAAUGAGUGUGAUGACUAUGUCUGGUUUGGCAGGGAUGACGACGGCUACCUCAGCAAAAAAUUGUGUGGAGAAAGGAAACUUGUUCCUAUAUAUGAUUAUACCAGUGAGCGUCCAGCUGAAUCACAAAAUGAAGAAACUCUCCACAAUUAUGUGGAAUCACUUAUUCCUGAAGGACCAGAAGCUACAACUUUUUAUGACCCUGGUGGAGAGCUUCAUAUUUGGUUUAGAAAAACCAGCCGUAAAGUAGAUCAACAUCUUCAACCUCUACGACUGAAAGUAGUUGUGACUGCUUACAGGACCAGUAAUAUGAUCUCCUGCAAAACAAAUGACACCGCUUAUUGGCCAUGUAUACCCAGUGUUGACAAGUCAACAAAGACACAAGAAAAAUGCAUUCCAUCUAAUCUGAAAUGCGAUGGACACGUCAACUGUGGGGCAGGACUCUUUUCGGACGAGACGGGCUGCGCUGUGGCAACAUCAAGUAACAUUUCCAAUAAUGCCAUUAGCACGGCUUCACUUGUCAUCCUGGGGGCCGUAGCGCUCCUCAUAUUAUGCCUGAUGGCCAGCAUGGUGUGUUUUUGCCGUCGACGCAAAGCACGUCUUCGCCGAGCAAGAAAUCAGGACGAUUGUCAAGUGGUAUCAACGUUACCCAUUCCACAUCAUGCUGGUGAAGUUCCUCUAGAAAGAUGGCGAGUCCCUCAUCAUGACGAGACUCCGGCCACUAAAGCUGCAGAGGAUCCGCCCCCAAGUUAUUCGGAAUUGUUUCCGGAUUAUGCAGCAGUGCCGCAGCAAUCAACUGACUCGAAUUGACGCUUGAUCAAAACUAUUGCUUCAAUAUCUUCCAAAACUCAAAACGGGAAGAGAACGUAUCGGCUCUCGCAUAGCGCUUUCAUGACAGCAAGACACAACUGUUUUCGAAUUGCCAACUUCCUUUUAAUCACUGCCAAUUUACCAUUUUCUAUCCCCGUUCUUUUCUUCUUUCCCUUUGAAGAAUCAGCUGCACAGUAUUCGGGCUACCAUCACAUGUACCAGUAUUGAGGUCUUGCUGAUUGAGAAUUGCUGAGCCAGUUCACGCAAGUGAUGGUCACGACGUUAGAUUUCAUCUAUAGGAGAAGUUUCUUGCUCAUGAAUUCGGCUUCUGUCCUUUCCUCUCUUCUGUCGUAACGAUUCGACGCCAUUCUUUCCUCGUGCUAGUCUAGUAGGCCUAGCCUUUUGUCCUAGAAAGCGUUUUGCCUGGUUGCACAUCUUUCAAGGUUUGGAUCUGAUUAGAUGCCGAAGUGUAGAGACGUCAAGCAUCAGAUUAUUUGGGGUAAUAGAACGUAAGGGUGCAAAUAAACGGUACCCAACAGGACGCACAUAUCGUCGCACACUAGAAAACUAGCAAGAAGAAAUCUCUUUGUACAUUUUUACCUCCUUUUCUCACUUUAACCUCUCAUCUUGCUCUCACUCUUACCCCAAUUUUUGUCGAUGUAAUAAAUGUGUCGUUCGCGUAGCGGUCGGUCUGUAUUCGCAGUGGAUUAAAAUUUUCUUUUUUUAUUGUUA
Molecule: messenger RNA, 1905 nt
Organism: Daphnia carinata
Lineage: Eukaryota; Metazoa; Arthropoda; Branchiopoda; Diplostraca; Daphniidae
Exons: 6
Coding region: 85-1173 (362 amino acids)
Molecular function (GO): protein binding
Source: RefSeq, a predicted model, not a curated record